Molecule: messenger RNA, 613 nt
Organism: Prionailurus viverrinus (fishing cat)
Lineage: Eukaryota; Metazoa; Chordata; Mammalia; Carnivora; Felidae
Gene: PPP1R11
Product: protein phosphatase 1 regulatory inhibitor subunit 11
Exons: 3
Coding region: 214-594 (126 amino acids)
Cellular component (GO): nucleus
Molecular function (GO): protein serine/threonine phosphatase inhibitor activity; protein phosphatase 1 binding
Source: RefSeq, a predicted model, not a curated record
UCACACCCGGAAGCAGCGGGCCGGAAGUGGGGUUGGACAGGUUCUCCCCAGGGGUGGGGAAACGGAGGCCCAGGAGGAGGGGGAAAAAAGAAGGUGGAGGAUCCUGGCUGCCACCCUGAGUCCGGCCCGGCCCGCUUAGAACCCUGAGACACAGAGAAAAGGAAGGGCGUGUCGUCCCCCUUCCUCCCCUCCUCCCUGUCCUCAGCCUUAGCCAUGGCCGAGGCAGGGGCCGGGCUGAGUGAGACCGUCACUGAGACAACGGUUACCGUGACAACCGAGCCCGAGAACCGGAGCCUGACCAUUAAACUACGGAAGCGGAAGCCAGAGAAGAAGGUAGAAUGGACGAGUGACACUGUGGACAACGAGCACAUGGGACGCCGCUCAUCAAAGUGCUGCUGUAUUUAUGAGAAACCUCGGGCCUUUGGCGAGAGCUCCACUGAGAGCGAUGAGGAAGAAGAAGAGGGCUGUGGUCAUACACACUGUGUACGGGGCCACCGCAAGGGACGGCGUCGUGCAACCCCAGGACCGAGCCCCAGCACCCCUCCCCAGCCUCCUGACCCCUCCCAGCCUCCUCCAGGGCCAAUGCAGCACUAAAUUCCUCUCUGCCCCACCA